Hipposideros armiger (great roundleaf bat) is the source of this 2956-nucleotide messenger RNA. RefSeq names its product zinc finger protein 551-like. Gene Ontology annotation, cellular component: nucleus. Gene Ontology annotation, biological process: regulation of transcription by RNA polymerase II. Lineage: Eukaryota; Metazoa; Chordata; Mammalia; Chiroptera; Hipposideridae. Gene Ontology annotation, molecular function: sequence-specific DNA binding; DNA-binding transcription factor activity, RNA polymerase II-specific. The transcript has 5 exons. Bases 538 to 2103 code for a protein of 521 amino acids. The record is from RefSeq and is a predicted model, not a curated record.
UGUCCUCCUCCCGGCGGUCAUUUUGGCUGCUCGGGUGUGUUCAUCAGGGUGGAGAUUUCAGGAGUGCGGGGUCGUGGUUGGGGACCCGACAGAGAAGGAGUCAGAGGGGUCGUCGUCCCACAAAGGCGAGUGUGGGAAUUCGGCCGCAGCGCCGCCUAAGAUGGCCCCUUGGAUAAGAACCGCCAACCCGCUCCCGGCCCCGCUCCGCCCACAGGCCGGGAUGGCGGCGGCCUGGCCGAUGGACGCGGCUCAGGUACAAGCAGUGAGUCCCAUACAUCCUUAUUACUAGACUUUAUUCUGGACCUUCCUCUGAAGCCAGUGCCACGGGCAUCAUCCUGAUCCUGGCAACUCCCCAGGAAUCUGGGCACGGCCCCUUUAGGAAAGAGCCAGGACGCCCAUCCCGCACAGUGCUGCUUCCCCUCUGUUCUGGGAGGUUCCGCCGUUGGUGGGGUGGCCUGUCGUGGAGGCCUAUGGAGCUGUGAGAACAUCAUCGCCCAGAGGAGCCAAUGAAGGUCCAGGAGAGGGGCGCUUCCGUGUAUGCCGUUGCAUUGGGGUGGGACUUCUGGCGUCCUCCUCUUAGGUCUGUUUCCUGUUCAGAGGCUCCAGAUGCGACAGCUGGUCAGAGAAGGCGUGACAAGAGCCAUUGUCCCGACAGCCCAGAGUCCGAUGGCAACAGUCACGCUCAGGGUCCCGGCUCAGGGCCGUGUGACCUUUGAAGAUGUGGUCGUGUACUUCUCCUGGGAGGAGUGGGGGCUCCUGGAUGAGACUCAGAGAUGCCUGUACCAUGACGUGAUGCUUGAGAACUUUGCACUUGUGACCUCACUGGGUUGUUGGUAUGGAAUGGAGGAGGAGGUGCUUUCUGGGCAGAGUGUUAAUGUGGAACAAACGCCCCUGGGUCAAACUCCAGCCACUCAGAAGACUUAUCCCUGUGAAAAGAGUGUCCUGAUGGGGAGAGACAUUUUGUGCCUCACAACAGACCACGGGUUCCAUCCUGAACAGAAAUCCCAUGCCUGUGGGACCUGGCGGGAACAUGCCUGGUUCAUCCCGAACCUUCACCAGCACCAGCAUCAUUGUGAUGAGAAGGCACUGCAGAGGGACACGCACACAGCCUCACUGAUGACAAGCUGCCAACUCCACGUCUCAGGGAAGCCUUUUACCUUCACCUGUGGGGCAGUGGGGAAGGACUUCCUGGCCAUGUUGAGUCUUCUUCAGCAUCAGGCCACUCUCAAAGAAGCUAGGUCACCCAGUGGCUUCAAGUAUGGGGGUGGGGAGGCCUUUCGUAGCGGGACUAGUCCUUACUGGCACAGUGAGUAUGAAUACAAACUCUUUCAGCAUCAGCAGAUUCACACUCAGGCUAGUCCUUAUAACUGCGAGAAACCCUUCCACCAAAGCGCCACCCUUAGUCACUGUCAGGAUACUGAGAUGGCAGCGAAGUCUUAUGAGUGCGGCGACUGUGGAAGAACCUUCAGCCAAAGCUACAGCCUCAUCCAGCACCACAGAAUCCACACGGGAGCCAGGCCUUACAAGUGCAACGAGUGUGGGAAAGCCUUCACCUACAAGCUCCGCCUUGUUCAGCACCUGCACAUCCACAAUCGAGUGAAGCCUUACGAGUGUGGGGACUGUAGGAAGUCCUUCAGCUACAGUUCGACUCUCAUUAAGCACCAGCGAGUGCACACAGGAGCCAGGCCUUACAAGUGCGGGGAGUGUGGGAAUUCCUUCAGCCAAAGCUCCAACCUCAUUCAGCACCAGAAAAUUCACAAUGGGGCUAGGCCUUACAAGUGCAGCGAGUGUGGAAAGUCUUUCAGCUACAAGUGCAAACUCGUUCAGCACCUUCGAAUUCACACGGGCGAAAGGCCCUAUGAGUGUGGGGAGUGUGGGAGGUCUUUUAGCCACAGCUCCACUCUCAAUCAACACCGGAGAAUUCACACAGGAGCCAGGCCUUAUAAGUGUGACGAGUGUGAGAAAUCCUUCAGCCAAAAGUCUAACCUCAUUCAGCACCAGAGAGUUCACACAGGAGAGAGGCCUUAUGAGUGUGGCGAGUGUGGCAAGUCCUUUAGCCAGAGCUCCCACAUCAUUCAGCACAGAAAACUUCACACCAGAUAACCUCACGCAUGCAGCAGCUGUGGGCAAACCUUUGGCCACUGGUCUGCUGUAUGGACAUGGAAGCUUCACUCAUAUGGUUGAUGUGUGCACACCCAACUUGGGAAAACCCUCGUGUAAAGUCUAACUGACCUCAUUUGGCCUCAGAACAUACACCCAGGACGAAGGUGCUUUUCUGUUGAGGGAAACAGAAUAGGGGUGGGGGUGGGGGGUGAAAUUCAUACAAUUCCAUGAGUUCUGGGUUCCUCAGGAGCUUUGAGGAGCCAUAUUGCAUAUUCUACCCGGUUUCCUUGCCUGAUCCACGCCGCUGCCAGAAGCCAUCUCACCUUUACCAGCUAGCUUCAGCAGGGUCUAUCAGGUGUUUCUAAAUAUUCGGGGUGGGGGAGCUCCUUCCCUCCUCUCUGAUUAAUUGGGCACACGCACUCAGGGUGAUGCUAGCAGCUUGCAAAGGUCUACCUGCUUCCACUUGUGGCCUAACUUGCACAGUUGCCCAAGGCCGCCUAGGAGAGAUGAUAGGGCAGCCUGGACGUCAGCCAAGAGGAGUGUAGACUGCCAUGCCAGCCUCCGGUGCAUGCUUCUCUGAGACAUUUAACUGGGUCCCCUGUCCCAAGUGAUGUCACAUCAUGCUGAGCACUAUUGUGGGGAUGCUCUUUCACAGCUACUACAAAAGGAAUCAUGUGCCUUCAUGUCUAGACUUGGCUUGUCUGGUGUGAGUGGUUGCAAGACUACAGGGGCCAGGCUCAAACCCUAAUUUGUAUGGGAACACUGGGUGGCAGGCUAUGAGAGGCCAUCCCUGUUCUAGAGGUGCACCAUGGGUGUUCCACUGACUGGUUGUGUGGGAUGAGUGCGCACUCUG